Chlamydomonas reinhardtii is the source of this 2257-nucleotide messenger RNA. RefSeq lists its product as uncharacterized. The record is from RefSeq and is a predicted model, not a curated record. The coding region runs from base 241 to 1443 and encodes 400 amino acids. Lineage: Eukaryota; Viridiplantae; Chlorophyta; Chlorophyceae; Chlamydomonadales; Chlamydomonadaceae. The transcript is spliced from 10 exons.
CAAAAGCGAGCCAAGCCCAGUGGGCCCACUUUCGAGCGAGGAUCGGACUUAUCUCCUGAGAAGUGCGUAAAAUGCCUUCUCAAGCUGCCGCAGCGCUUCACGCCAGGCGCAUUGCAGUCGAACCGUGUCGGGCUUUUGGUCAACGGCGACAUCGUUACUGCCUACGUGUCCAAUGCGCAGCAUACGUAUGAGGUCGAUCUGGGCCCCAUCUUUGCGCCCGGGGCCGUUGGCGACGUGGCGAUGGGCAAGGAGGGCGUGCUGGUGCCGCAGGCAGCACAGGUGGGGCACACCCGGCAGCUGGACGCGCUGUGUGGCAUGGCGGCGGAGGUGCAGAGCCUGGCCUCGUGCGUGCAGGCCGGUCACCACCUGCUGGCAGUGACGGACGCGCUGGGCAACGCGCGGAUACUGGCCACACCCCUGCACCCCGGCGCGGCGGAGGAGCCGGCAGGCGGCGCCGAGGGGGCGUCGGGGCGGCACGUGCUGCAGCUGCCGGCGCGGUCUCGCGGGGAGUGCGGGUGGACGGGCCUGGUGAUGAGGCCAGUGGCGCCGGAGGCGGCCGGCCCCCAGGACGGCGCGUCUGCCGGCGGUGCGCUGCCGGAGCUGGAGGUGGCUGUGGCUCGGCAGCUGCCUCGGGACGUGUGCGUGUACCGGGGCGGGGAGCUGGUGCGGAGCUUCAACACGGCGCAGGGCCCCACGGCGCUUACAUACCUCCCGCCGGGCCCAUUCGGCGGCUGUGCGGACGCGGCGACGGGGCUGCUGGCUGUGGCGGAGGAGCACCAGGUGGCGCUGUGGGACGUGCGGCAGGGCGAGCGCGGCGGCUGCGUGCAGCGGGUCAACGCCUACAACGGCGGCUGGCCGCUGUACGGCCUGGCCUGGGUGGCGGGCGCCGUACGGGACGAGGCGGGCGGGCCGGCCACGGGGCUGCUGGCGGUCACGGGCGCGGAGCGGUCCGUGGUGAUGCUGGAGCCGCGGAAAUGGCACAUUGCCACCAAGUGGCCGGGCUGCGUCAAGUACCCUGCCACCCACUUGGUGCCCUCCGCCGCCGCGCCCGGCCACGUCUACGUCGCUGGCCUCGACUAUGAGUGCGCAGCCGGCCGCUGGGAUGGCAGCAGUGGCGGCGCCGCUGGAAACGCCAACAGCAGCAGCGGCGGCCACGGACGCGCCGUGCUGCCGCCGCAGCUGCAGGCGCGGCAGCAGGCGCAGGAGGCAGCGGCGGGCGCGGGCGCGGCGGCGGCGGUGAUGGAUGAUGUUGAGGGCGGCGGGAGGGCAGGCCUGUCAUUCCGAGGCGACAGCAAGUGGCUGGGUCUGGCGCACGCCGUGCUGCCGGCAUCAGCAUCGGCGUCGGCAUCGGCUGGUGGCGGGGGCGGGCGGUGUCGGGACCUGCUGGCGGCGCUGAGCCUGUCGGGGAAUCUGUUUGUGCUCACGGCGAGUGCAGCGGACUGAGCGACAGCGGAUUGCGCGACGGCGAACUGGGCAGUAGCGGGUGGUGGCAGCGGGCGGUGAAGUGCGGCGGACUGAGGGUUAGGGCUGAGCGGAUGGCGGCUGAAGAUUGUGCGGCGCGUUGCAACUUGCAAGCAAGCCGGCAGCGAGCGGGGGCCCCUCGGAGCCAGGGCCAUUGGUUGAGUGCACGGCAGGCUGCCCUACUCCAGUAGACUGGUGUGCAGAGUCGGGAGGUGGCCUGUACACCAGUCCUGCGGAUGCCCGUUCCGGUUGCAAGGCGUGUGUUGAGGCUUGGCGGACCAACCCGAAGGCCCUGCACUGGCCCCUCCUUGCCGCGCGCGCUGGGGCGCAACGGCCCUGCGGGCAGCGGAGCAUUUGGUGGCGCAUGAGGCAUCACGGCAGGAAGAGAGAAGUGGACAGCGAGGGUUGGCUGCUGUUCUGCACCGUAAGUUUUUGGUGUGCUCCUCCUGCUGAAGCUGAUGGGCUUCGAGCGGCCGACCAAGCUGCAGCGGCCGCCAUGGCCGCCGGCGGCGGCGGGGCCGGGCUGAGAGCCUGAACGGCGCUAGCAGGGCGUGGGGCUGAGGGUGCACGUGUCGAUUGGCGGCGAGUGACGUGACUAGUUUGUUAGCUGCGGGUUAGCACGGACUGUGCACCCCACCCAACCGGCCACGUCCGGAUUUGCGGGGAUGCCAAAGGCCCCCAACAUAGAGGCGUGUGCUUAGUAGGCGCCCGCGUCAAGGUGGCUGGGUUGAUAACGACCCGGGAGGGGAGGGCUCAGCCCUUUUCCUGCCUCCCUAAGGCAGCCACCUCCUUGUUG